UGAUUUCGAUUACAUAAAUUGAUUAUUUUAUUCGCGAUAUUAUAUGUAUGUAUGUAUGUUUGUAUGUCUGUCUCUCUGUAGCUCUCUGUAUGUAUAUUCUGUAGGGGUCUUUCUUCUUCAACGCUUCUCCAACUCCUUCUUCCUCCCAUUUAAAUUUUAUCCAUCCGUUCCCGAUCUUUCCAUCACGUUUUUUCUCCGACGGUUUUCUGCAAAGGUCUGUGUCUAUGCGAGGGUAAAUAGAUACACAGCUGAGUAAUUUUGCCCUAUUUGAAAAGGGGGAAAAAAAAAUGCCGGCGUGGUGGGGGAAAAGAUCUGGUAAGAGCAAGGAAUCGAAGAAUUCCGAAAAGAGUUCGUCGGUGAAGAGCGAGAGGGAGGAGAGUGAGAACAAGGUCAGGAGCUUUGACGACGUUUUACUGCAGCGGCCAUCGAGAAAUUCGCCGCGAAGCAGCCGGGAAUUUUCGUCAACGGGGCGGGAGCUUUUGGGGGGACGAAACUCGUCGGGGUUUUCAGGGUUUGAUUCAGCUUCGUCGCUCGACAGAGGACUGCCGUUGCCCCGGCCGCCGUCGGAGCCGGCAAAUGAUCCGGGUCAUGGAGUUGGGCUCGGAUCCGGGUGGUCCGGUUCUGUUUCGAGCGUCAGUUCAUCUGGGUCGUCCGAUGAUCAUAAUAAUACCCACGCCACCGUCGAUCAUCCCACCGCCCGGGGACAGGGGGAUAACAGAUUAAGUCCGAUAAUGAGAAGCCCGGGGCGAGGGUCAAGGGGCACUGCAAAUCCUACAUCGCCUAUUCAUGCCCGCCUUAGCGGGAUCAGUUUGGAUUCUCCGGGAUCGAAACAGGAAUUCGAGGGUCAUAGGUUGCCCCUUCCACCUGUUUCUCUUUCAAGCACUUCUUCGACACCAAGAAGUCCUGGAAUAUCUGAAAGCUCGAGCAGUCAUUCUUCGAAGUGGAGGAAAGGGAAGCUUUUGGGAAGAGGCACUUUCGGGCAUGUUUACCUUGGCUUCAAUAGUGAGAAUGGGCAAAUGUGUGCAAUUAAAGAAGUCAAAGUUGUUUCAGAUGAUCAAUGUUCGAAAGAAAGUCUCAAGCAGCUGAACCAGGAAAUAACAUUGCUAAGUAAGCUUUCACAUCCAAACAUUGUGCAAUACUACGGAAGUGAUUUGAGUGACCAAAGGCUAUCGGUUUAUUUGGAGUAUGUUUCUGGAGGCUCCAUCCAUAAAUUACUGCAAGAAUAUGGGUCGUUUGGGGAACCCGUUAUACAAAACUAUACCAGGCAGAUUCUCUCUGGUCUGGCUUAUUUACACGGACGCGAUACAGUUCACAGGGAUAUCAAAGGAGCAAACAUACUGGUAGAUCCCAACGGUGAAAUAAAACUAGCCGACUUUGGAAUGGCGAAGCAUAUAGCGACAUGUUCAUCGAUGUUGUCCUUUAAAGGAAGCCCUUAUUGGAUGGCGCCUGAGGUGGUUAUGAAUACGAACGGUUACAGUCUUCCUGUGGAUAUAUGGAGCUUAGGAUGCACAGUUCUUGAAAUGGCUACAUCGAAGCCACCUUGGAGCCAAUAUGAAGGGGUUGCUGCAAUAUUUAAAAUUGGGAACAGCAAAGAUAUGCCUGAGAUCCCGGAUCACCUAUCUGCCGAUGCAAAAAGUUUCAUAAGGCUUUGCUUGCAGCGGGACCCUUCAGCAAGGCCAACAGCUACCCAGCUGCUCGGUCACCCUUUUGUUAGAAACCAAACUGCAGCACGAACUGCCAAUGUCAAUAUAACACGAGAAGCAUUUCCACGUGCCUUUGAUGGAAGUCGCACUCCGACUGCAUUGGAGAUGCAUUCCAGCAGAACAAACGAGAGUUGUUUUGAUCGAGGAGAUGUUUCAAGAUUAACGGUCCCGAGGACUCUAUUAAGCCCCAGGGACCAUGCUAGGACAAUAACCUCAUUGCCCGUGUCUCCCACUUCAAGCCCGUUACGUCACGAUGCUGGAGCAUCGUAUAGAAACUUCUUCCUUUCCCCGCCUCAUCCAUACACUUCGACAACCCAAAGCAACCACACUUUCAACAACGAUCACUUGGUAUUUCCGUUAAAACCCAACUCAAGAAGCCCGAUCGACCCAUGGCUCGACAUCCCACAGUAUAGGGCUCAAGAACCUCUUAAAUUCCCUACAAGAACUUUGCUAUAGACCUUACUCACAGGAAUCUUUCGAACACGCACAAAUCCUCUACAAUAACACGUGUGGAAUAGCCACGAUCGUGGGAGUUGUUGCUUUUAUAAAGUUAUGUUGCUAGGCUGGGAAGAUUGAUGAGUAGCAGCAGCAUCUCAUGUACAUGAAAUAGUCACAAUAGAGUUGAAAAAUGGGGGGAUGCAGAAGGUUAAUUGAAUUUAACUCCCAUUGUUACUACUCUACUCUGUAAUUAGACCCUUUUGCUUCUUUUUUCCUCAUGAUGUUCAUGUAUAAACCAAGAAACUGCUGCUAAUAUCUAA
Molecule: messenger RNA, 2461 nt
Organism: Andrographis paniculata
Lineage: Eukaryota; Viridiplantae; Streptophyta; Magnoliopsida; Lamiales; Acanthaceae
Product: mitogen-activated protein kinase kinase kinase 3
Exons: 11
Coding region: 288-2159 (623 amino acids)
Biological process (GO): protein phosphorylation
Molecular function (GO): ATP binding; protein kinase activity
Source: RefSeq, a predicted model, not a curated record